CUAGGAAGUAGGAACCCUUGCUGUUGUUGAAUCCUUCGGUUGGCCAUGCAAUCGACACUCCUCGCCCCCAAUUUUCCAACGCCAUAACUCUGUGCGAUUGAAUCCUUUUGGCGAGAAUUCUCGGUUUAUUUAUUUAUUCAUUUUUUCGUAGAAAUAUAGAGCUCAGAUUUUUUGUUUUCUGGUUGAGGUCAGUUUUAUUCCUCUGUUUACUCUCUCUCAGGUUGCAAUUAGUGAAAUUCGCUUUUUCUUGGAGGAGGGUUUUCGCAAUCGACUUUGUUAGACCAUGAAUUUCAUCUUUUAUUUGGAUUAUUUUGUGCUCGAAUUGUAAAAUCAAAUUGAUACGGGUUUUCCUGAUUUGAUAAUUCUAGGUCUUCAUGUACCUGGUUUUUUUUUUUCCCCGUCUUGAUGGAGUGAGAUUAUCAGACCGAUAACAUCAUUCACUUGUUCUACAUGUUGAAUUUUGCAGGGAAUUCUAUUGUUUUGCAAUUAACUAAGCCAUGGCAUUGCUAACUCAAGCUACUCAAGCUACUGCUGCCUUGACAUCAUCCCAGCUGGCCGUUUCGACGAUGGCUGCGAUUGCGGGAUAUUCCAUCAGCCUAGGAUUGGCAAAUAUGACACGUAGGCGGACAAGAACUAAUAUGCAUGCAACUGCUUACGGCUGCCCGAGUGUGCGGAUGUGUAGAUCAUCACCGAGAAUGCAGAUGUGCAUAUCGUCACAGGGUCAAUCAUUUGGUCAGGCAAUACCCUUAAAGAGUGCGGGUAGAUCACUUUCAGCCAAUGCAAUUUGCCUUGCAGCUAUGGAUGCAAAAUGUAGUGCAGUGCAAACUCUGCCUCGUACAGAUAGAUCCAAGACAAUGACCAAUGUUCCAGUCGGAGAUGUAAUAAAGACACCUAAACUUGAUGAUAGUGGCCCUGCGCCUCCUCCAAAUGGUGGUGGAGGUGGAGGAGGAGGGGGUGGUGGAGGAGACUCUUCAGGUGGAUGGGUCCUUUUCGGCAUUCUUUUAUUACUGUCUUUUCUGAAGGAGAAAGAGAGGAAGGAAGAAGACGAACAAGAAAAUAGGUCCUAUAGGAUGGUGUCGGUUCCAACUAUAGAUUUCUGAAAAUUUAUAUAACGAGAGAUGUUUUCGUUUUGAUAGUGUAAAUGCGACUUUCAAUGUAAUUAAGAAGUGUCAAUACAAAAACAUUAAGCCAUAACAGUUCCCCCUUCCCCUUAAUUUUUUUUGCGGUUUGGAUGUUCAUUCUGUUGAUGAUUAAUUUCAAAGUACGCCACAGCAAUUUAGUCUCUAUAAUUCAUGCUCUUCCC
Oldenlandia corymbosa var. corymbosa is the source of this 1303-nucleotide messenger RNA. The record is from the annotation of a GenBank genome assembly. NCBI's taxonomy places the organism in Eukaryota, Viridiplantae, Streptophyta, Magnoliopsida, Gentianales, Rubiaceae.